GAGUUUGUGCUGUCGCGACUGUCAAACGAGGAAAAUUGUUGUGCGAGUUGGGAAAAUCAUCUGCGUCUGGAUGGUGAUGGCCGGAAAUCAGCCUAAACUGUCCUGAAUGUGUUUGUAAAUUAUUGAAAAGUAGCGAUCGGAAGUCAUAUAACACAGCAUAUUGAACAGAUAGUGGAAUAAAAUCUUAUAAAGCAGGAUAUACAACCCCCUGCCAAGUGUAAGGAUGCGACUCAAAGGAGGUCGAAAUAUGACGAUGUCUUAGCUUGCGGCUGUGGAGUGUGAUUUAACAUUAUCACCUAACUCUCGCCAUAAGCUGUCAGCAGAAAAGAUUCACUUUUCAGCACCGUGAGAACGGCGACAUACUUUAAAAAUAGCGCCGAUAUGCCGGAACAUCUGGAACUGCAACAACUAGUAGGUGGUGUGCUGCAGGGAGGCGCACGGCAUCGGUCACUGUCAUGGCUUCAAUGUUCGUGUCCGUAUCUAGGCAUCAUUCUUGCCACCGUAUCUUCUCUUUUUUUUUCGCUCUGCUCGGUGAUCGUCAAAGGCCUGGUGGAUGUGAAUCCAAUCGAACUGGCCACCUUCAGAUUCAUUGGAGUCCUUCUUCCUUCGAUCCCGAUAGCUAUCUACAAAGAGGAAAGUUUUUUCCCUAGAGGUAAGCGUAUUAUUUUGGUGUUGCGAUGCUUCGUUGGAACGACGGGAUUAAUGCUCAGUUUCUAUGCGUUCCGCCAUAUGCCCCUGGCGGACGCUUCGGUAAUAAUAUUUUCUACACCAGUGUUCGUAGCUAUUUUCGCACGAUUAUUUCUACGAGAAACUUGUGGUAUGUUUAAUGUGAUAACGAUAAUACUUACGCUCAUAGGAGUAGUGUUAAUUACGAGACCACCAUUUCUGUUUGAAGAUAGUGUGCAUAAUCUAGAUGAAGAGCAAGUCAUCGAAUCAAAUUACGAUGUAUGGGGUCCUGUAGCGGCACUUUCGUCUACGCUAUUCGGGGCUAACGCGUAUGUCCUGUUGCGAGCGCUCAAAGGGCUGCAUUUUUCCGUGAUAAUGACAAACUUUGGUGCCUUUGCACUGGUUUAUACACUGAUUGUUUGCUAUUAUCUGGGUGCCCUUUGCUGGCCCCUGUGUGGAUCUGAUCGAAUCUUGGUGAUAGCUCUGGCUUUGUUUAGCUUCGGGGGACAAAUACUACUUACCCUGGCAUUACAGUACGAACAAGCUGGACCUGUUGCCAUUGCGCGAUCGGCAGACAUUGUAUUUGCCUUCAUCUGGCAAAUAAUGUUUUUCAAAGAGACUCCCAAUGUGUACUCGGUGUUGGGGGCACUAUUGGUGGUGAGCUCAGUUGCUUUAUCGGGAAUGCGGAAAUGGGCUCUUGCGCUGCCAAGAGACUCGGACUUGAGAAAACGCUUAAAAUUUUUGUUUUUAGAUUAAGUCAAAAAGAGUACUAUUUAUACCCCAUACUAGCCUAUAGUGUUCAAUGAACACGGAAGAAAUACACUGAAUUUGUAUGUACACAAUAAAAUCAAACUAAUUGCUAUUACUCAUGAGGCGACGAUAUGAUUAGUUUUCAAUAAGAUCUUUUUAUUCAUAAUAUUAGAAAUAUAGCCCGAAUGUUUGCAGUUUCUGGGCUAAGGAAACAUCUGGAAUUGUGCUUGCUCAAGUUAGUGAAGAGCACAAUAGAGACAGAGUAAUGGAGAUUAUUUUAUUAAUCAUCUUAUACAGUUAACCAAAGCACAUGGUGGUACCUGGUAACAUCUGGUAUUUCUGUUAAUGCAUCUGUUAAUAAUCCAUCAAUACAUCAUACCAACCAUUCGAUCGCAAGUUGUUCCGUAUGUGACUGGCAAUUCACACAUAUUUUCACUGAUUACCUUCAACCUUUGCUGUUGGCCGAGCAUUUAUCAUAUUAUUGAACAUCAUCCAACCUAUUGAAGGGAAAUGAAACCAUUCAAUAGAAUCAAUAGAAACAGUCUAUUCUGGAUUGUUCCAUAAAAUCAUGCGACCAAACCACAACAACAAAACAUUCGUCUGGGCAUUUCCUCGUAAUAUAUUCCUUUAGCAAACGAAUUUGUCCAUUCUUCGUACUAAAAAGCACCCUGUAUUUUAUGUAAACUCGCUAACCGUUUAGAUAGAAUUUCACAUGAAUACUCGACUUGUGCCACCCUAAAAAUAUGAUAUAAGAAGUAAUACAAAGAGGAAUGUCACUGGAGCGUGUGAUAGCAUCCAUGAACGAAGACGCGAUGUAAUGUCCAAGGAAUUAAUAAUUGUAACAUUUGCCGACCGACCAAAAGAUUUGUUUUUAUUCUCUCAUAAAAAAACCGUUAAGUUUGUAACCAAAAGUAUCAGAAGCAAAACAUGAUAAUUGCCUAUCAGUUCAGUCCAAUUUCUCGUUGCCGAAGAUGUGAUUACCAAUUGAUCUCUUGGGUUUCAUCGUCUCCUAGCACCUGGAGUGAAAAAAUACGCUUAUUUGAAACAAACAAAUCAUUUUGUUAAAAGUCAUCGCUGAUAAGUAUUAUUAUUUAACUAAAAUGAUAAUUUGGUAUCUAUUGAUGCUUAGGCGUGAUAUGAUGUAAAUUGUAAUAAUAUUGUAAUAAUAUCAAAAUCACACCUGUCGAACAUGCAAUGUUGAUGGAGAGUUUUGUUUCACUAGAAAAUAAUGAGAAAGGUUCCAAAAAUGACAAACUAGCGAGUUCCGCUUGUGGAUAUCGCUUGCACUAAAAAAAUGGACAAAUUCCACUAAUUAACACCUGGUGAUGGGAUCACUUGGGUAUCGUAUCGUCAAUCCAAGUAACCCAUGAGUUUUCAAAAAAAAAAUUGACAGCGCUAUUAGUUGAACUACGUAAGUUAUGUUAAAGCAAUUAUUUCCAGUGUAUUAUUUUUUUUUCUUUUUUCUUAUUAUAUUAUGUUUUUGAGUAAAAUCUUUUUUAUUGAAGACCAAAAUUUUGUGAGUAUAUAAAUAGUAGCGGUUGGAUCUUUGGUUGAGAACACAGUUACUAAUGAAAAUUUUAUUUCUAGGUUUGAAGUCAGCGCCUGCUGCAUGGAUAUUCAAAUUCAAAUUCUGCACGCUAAUAUUAUCUUACGCUAAUACUCCUCCUCGUGCUAAUCUUGAAUUACUCCCAUUUGGCUUCGUAAAUCCUCCAAACGGACUCGUUGCAGUGGCUUCGUCAACAUGUCAGCUAACAUCGAUUCCGAAAGGCAGUACUGCAGGUUGAUUAGCUGUUGCUGAUGGAGAUCGCGAACGAAAAAGAAUUUCGUUUCAAUGUGUUUCGUCCUUCGCUCCAAACGCUCGCAUUCGAUUACCUUGAUGCAGCUCUGGUUGCCUUCGUAUACUGAAAUUGGCUGGGUUGAAGACUCGCCGAUUUCAUCCAUCAAUCGCUUCGUCCAGAUAAGCUCUUGGCAUCCCUCUGCAAGUGCAACCAAUUCGGCUUCAGUUGUGCUGAGGGCCACACACUUUCUGAAACCCCACUGGAUCAGGCCUCCUCCGGACAUGAUCAAAUUCCCAGAUUUAGACUUCCGGUCCCGCUGGUCUCCUGCCCAAUCCGCGUCAGCGUAUAGCGACAAGCCAUCGCUGUUGCAUCCCAGUGCCAGCUUGAGGUGACUGCUUGUUGCUAGAUAUCGCAGCACUCGCUUAGCUUCAUUCCAGUAUUGUUGGUUUUCUGGAUUUCUGCGCCUGGAUCGUCGUGCUUACUGCAAUAUCCGGACGAGUGUGCAGUGCCACGUAAAGCAAUCCUCCAAUAAAGCUAAUGAAUUGGUGGUUAUUCGGUAGCUGGUCAUGCUCCUCCUCCUUCAGCUGCAAAUAGCCUGGGUCGAUGGAAACCUUCGACGAUUUGGCAUUUUUCAAGCUGAACCUCUUGACUAGCUUGUUGAUGUAAGCCUGUUGGUUCAAUUUGAAGCCAUUCUGUCCACGUUCUACCUCCAUACCCAAGAAAUGAUGAAGACCUCCCAGGUUGGUAACGGCGAACUGUUGCUCUAGGUAUCCCAAGAUGGAGCGGAACUCAUCCUCUGACUGCGCGACGAUGACCAUAUCAUCCACGUAGAUUAGGAUGUACGUGAAUGCUCCUCCUUUCUUCCGGAUGUAUAGGCAUGGAUCUACCUUCGACUGGAUAAACCCUAUGGCCUUGAAGAAAGAAUCCACCUUCUUGUUCCAUACUCGCGCUGACUGUUUGAGUCCGUAUAGGCUCCUCCUCAAGCGGCAUACGGUACCCUCAUAUCCGGUAUGGAAACCAUCGGGUUGGCGCAUAUAGAUGACUUCAUCCAGCUCUCCGUUAAGAUACGCCGUCUUGACAUCCACGUGCUUCACAGUCAGAUUCUUCCGGGCAGCGACGGUUAGCAACGUGCGAAACGUGACUUGCUUCGCCACAGGUGCGAAAACUUCGUCGUAACCGACACCAAACUUCUGGGUGAAGCCUUGCGCCACGAUCCUGGCCUCGUGCCGCACGAUGUUGCCCUUUUCGUCCUCCUUGGUUUUAAACAGCCACUUGCAACCAAUUGCACGCUCACCGGGGGUAGAUCGACGAGCUCCCAUGUGUUGUUCCUCACUAACGCUUGAUAUUCUUCGAUCAUUGCAGCUUUCCAAAGUUCGGCGUCUGCGAAUUGUAACGCCUCCUUGAAACUACGGGGGUCACUUGCGGCUAGCGAGACAGUUGCCCUUCUUCAUAGGUUGCUGCUCCGAUGCGGUAGUCGAUGCCGAUCCAGACGACGAACCAACCGUUGGCUGAACGUUGCGCUGGCCUGAAAAUUGGUAGGACGGUAGGCCUUUGCUCGGAAUAUAAUAAUCAAGGUACUUGCCUGGUAAUGCGCGCUCCCUUCCGCUGCGCCUCAACACCUGUGACUCGGGUGACAUCGACGACAUCUGCUUGUGCUUCUUCGAAAUCCAAGGACACGAAUGUACGCACCUGCGUUGGCUUCCUCACUGGAGCUGAUACGGUAUCGGAUGGUUCGUGGGAUUGUUCACUAAUGAAAACGACAUCCCGACUCUUGAAAACCUUCUUCGUGGCGGUAUCAUACAAGCGGUAUGCCUUAGUAUCUUCAUCGAAACCCACGAGAAUCGAUUCCUUGGACUUGGCAUCCCAUUUGCGCCGUUUUUGCUUGGGAAUGUGUGCCAUCACCUUGGCACCAAUCACACGGAUGUGUGACAAAUCCGGCUUAAGGCCACUCCAAGUCUCCUCCGGUGUUUGCUUGUGCCCUUUGGUCGGGGAACGGUUGACCAAGUACGUUGCAGCUGCCACCGCUUCGGCCCAGAAUGCCUUCGGUAGCUUCAAACAAUAUGCAUCGAGCCCGCUCGACGAUGGUGCGAUUAACUCGCUCGGCCAGACCGUUUUGCUCCGGGGUAAACUCCGUUGACGUCUGGUGCCGGAUGCCCAAUACUCUCAGCCGGUUCUGGAAAGACUUAUUGGUGUAUUCCUUACCAUUGUCUGUCCGAAGAAUUUUCAAUUUGCAUCCGGUUUGCCGCUCUGCGAGACUGUGGUAGUGGAUGAACGCUCGCAGCACCUCGGCUUCGGACUUGGUCUCCAGAAAAUAGAUGGAAAUUCGUCUCGUCUUAUCGUCGGUGAAGGACACGUAGUAUCGACUUCCGCCCAACGAUGUCUCCUCCAUCGGACCACAAAUGUUUGAAUGGACGACCUCCAGCACUUGACCUGCACGAUGUCCCUCCUUAGGAAAAGGUAGACGGGACUGUUUUCCCAUCGCACAGACGACACAAUUUCCACAAGUCGUUUCAUCGAACUGUAUACCAGAAUCUAGAUCACCUUUCAGCUACUUCAGGCUGCCUACAUUCAGGUGACCCAUUCUCCUGUGCCACGUGUCGAUAUUGCUUGAUGUGCAUGCCAGUGACGUUGCUAUAGUCUUUUUCGCUUCGAACCGAAACAGCCCUUUCUCGAUGUCAUGGCAACCCGUUGCCAUGACGACGCCCGAUGGGUCGAUCACCUUGACUCCGGUUAGAGAAAAUCGCACCACGUGUCCACGGCGAACGAUUUGACUUACCGAAAGAAGGUUGUUGGACAUUUCGGGGAUGAAUUUCACGCCGUUGACUUCUAUCGGUGGUCUUUCGGGAGUACACUUCGCAUCUAGCUUGCCCAGGCCAAUCGCAACGAUAUUCAUCGUCACUUUGUCUGCUGCUAUAACUACAACGCGUGCAUCCCUCGUGUUCACCAGAAGUUUUCGGUUGUUACUGAAAUGAUCCGACGCUCCUGAAUCAAAAUACCAAGCUUCGUCAUCCGCACCGUUGUUAGUCGAUAACACGGCACUAAACGCUGAUCCUCGUUGAUUCGCUGGACAUUCUCGGGCGAUGUGGCCAAACUUCUUGCACCGCUUGCAUUUGGGUCCCUUGGGCUGCUCUGCUGACCUGCCUUUGGCUGCGCUUGCUUCUUCCUCAGUUGAGGUGUCCUUUUCCCAAAAAAUGCGGUUCGGUCGGUUUGUGUUUGCACUUCUUGUAGCAAUUUCGUUUUGAUGCUGUCCCCUGUAAUCGCAGUCCCAGAGCUUUCCAAUGCCAUUAUCAUGGGUUUGUACUCGUCCGGUAGACCUGCUAACAGCAACGUUCCGAUCCAUUCCUCAGAGAUAUCAAAUCCAACUCCUCGAAGCUGGUGGGUGGUGGAAAUGAUCUGGGUGACGUACUGGUCCACAGAAUCGCAUGCGGCCAUCGUUGUGGUGAUGAGCUUUCGCAGGAGUCCUACUCGUCGAGUCAAACCGGUGUCUUCAAACGCUGCUUCCAGUUUCGCCCAACACUCACGUGCCGUUCUUGCGUCCUUCACGUGAACGUAGUUGAUCGGAUCAAGUAGAAGGAUGAUUUUCGCACGCGUUUCCCUAUCCUUCCGUUGGUCGACGGCUGGGAAAGUUCCAUCAGCAUUCGCUAUCGGCUUCACCGCAUCCCACAGGUCCUCAAGCUCCAAAAAUGUUUCCACCGCAAAUUUCCAAGUUGCCCAAUUGUCGCGACCAGUCAGGCGUUCUAUGGACGGUAGGGUUGACAAAUUUUGAACUUGAGCUGCUGCUGGUACCGGUGCUGGUUCGCCGCAUCCGCUUCCUCCUGAGUUACUACCUCCAGUCGACAUUUUUUCUUCACUAUUCUCGAACUUUCUUCAGUUUUCCGCUGGGCCCAUAACCUCUCGGAUAGAGCCGAAGAACAAACUACUGCUUUGGUUGAGAACACAGUUACUAAUGAAAAUUUUAUUUCUAGGUUGAAAGUCAGCGCCUGCUGCGCAUGGAUAUUCAAAUUCAAAUUCUGCACGCUAAUAUUAUCUUACGCUAAUAGUUUUAGCCAUUUGGUUGGAACAUAAAUUUGAAAUCAAUAAUGGAACAUUAUAGGUAGAUCUGAUUAGGAAAAAUAUCCAAACCCCGAAACAUUGCCAGAAUAUUCGAUUGGCACCCACUUCGAAAUCUAUGCUGAACUAUGUAGUGCAGAAAUCCAGCCGUUCAUAAAAUUUGGGUUGCAGGAAGAGCUCUUGCGUUUCAUACCCGUGGCUUCUACUUCGGUACUAUGGCACUCGAUGUUUGAGCUCUCUGAAACCGCCAAAAAUCUCCUGUGCUCGCGAAAAGACAUAAGUUGUCAUCUCCGAAGUAUUUUCAUCGCAUGGAUCGGCCAAGAAAUAUCUAUAUAAAUAAAAAUGGAAAAAAUCCUUUGUGAGAGAUCGGAUCCCUUCUUAAGAAUAAGAUGAAAUGUAAAUACAUAUUAGAUAUAAGAUAGGUUUAAGAGUUGAGUGUGAUGAGUGUGAUUGAGAGUGUUAGUGUGAUCAUUGUCAACAUAUCCUCAUAUCCCCUCCUUUUCCUGAAGAAAAUAUGUCACCCUCCUAAACUCGAGUUGACCGCGAGUAAUCGGUUUCCUAUAUUAUUAACAUUAGAAUUAAGGAAAAAUGUAUAUAUACUAGUAACAAUACAGUAAGGAGUUCGGCUCCUUUAAACCUAUGUAACUGAGCCUGUAAAAAUAAACGAUUUAAAUAAUAAAAAUGGAAAACCAAAUGUGUUGCUAAACGCAAAACCCAAAGAAGGAAUGGUCCGAUUUGAUCCGUCUUUAUUUUGUUGUAUUUGUCUCUGCCCAUAGAUCAGUAAAGUGGAUAGAAAAAUCGGAAAAUUUCCGGAAAACUCUAAAGGAAGGUCGGGAAAUUCGGAAAAUAAAUUCCCAUCUGUUCGAAAUAAUGAAUGCGAAAUAACGCAUUCCUACACUGAGAGUUCGACGGCGCCAGUGGUUGUAUGGUUAGCGUAACAGCCUCACAAUCCGAUCGGCCUGGGUUCAAUCCCAGCUGGCGUCGUUGGGAUUUUCUGAGGCGAAAAAUCUCUGGUUACGUCUUCCUUCGGAGCGGAAGUAAAAGAAGUUGGCCCGGCUCAUGAGUUGUUGAGUCUGAUAGGUAGGAACAGGUGGAGUCGCCUCCCUGAUGUCGGUGAUUGGCACUAAAGUGGCGGAAAUAGGCCGACGAAAAAUAAGCGAAGAUAAAAAAAA
This is a messenger RNA of Toxorhynchites rutilus septentrionalis, 8416 nucleotides long. Its product is annotated as solute carrier family 35 member G1. Gene Ontology annotation, cellular component: membrane. Bases 382 to 1422 code for a protein of 346 amino acids. NCBI's taxonomy places the organism in Eukaryota, Metazoa, Arthropoda, Insecta, Diptera, Culicidae. The record is from RefSeq and is a predicted model, not a curated record. The transcript is spliced from 3 exons.